AUGGAGCAUGGGUUCACGCUGGAGGAAGUGAGGCAGGAGGUGAUGAGUAUGGGGAGCCUAAAAGCUCCAGGGAAAGAUGGGUAUCAACCUGUGUUCUUUCACAAAUGUUGGUCUACGGUUGGUGAGGCUCUUUUCUGGUUUGUGGGUGAUUGCUUUGUGAAUCCAAUGCAGAUCGGGUUCAUCAAUGAGACUCUGUUGGUGUUGAUCCCGAAGAAAGAGAGCCCAGAGUACAUUGCCCAGUUUCGGCCGAUCGGUUUGUGCAAUGUAGUUUAUCAAACCUUGGCCAAAUGCAUAGUCAACAGAAUCAAACCUCAUAUGAGGCGCCUGGUGCAUCCUACUCAAACUUACUUCGUCUCGGGGCGCCACAUCACUGAUAUUAUUAUUGUGCAGGAGGUGGUUCAUUCCAUGGGUCUUAAGAAGGGGAAGAAAGGUCAAAUGUUUCUCAAGAUAGAUCAGGCUAAAGCUUACGAUAAGCUGAGCUGGCGAUUUCUGCAUGAGACUCUAGUGGCUGCAGGCAUUCCCACCCAUCUGACGAGCGUCAUUAUGGCUUGUGUGUCAUCUUCGUCCAUGCAGGUUAUGUGGAAUGGCGGUGCAACUGAGGGAUUUACUCCCUCGAGAGGCCUAAGGCAGGGCUGCCCGCUAUCACCGUAUCUAUUUACUCUGUGCAAGGAGAUAUUGAGUCAUGUUAUCCAGGAGGCGGUGGUAAAAGGAGCUUGGAAGACGAUUAAGGCCUCCCCGGGUGGCCCUUCCUUAUCUCAUUUGUUCUUUGCUGACGACCUCAUUCUGUUUGCAGAGGCUAGCGAGGAAUAA
This is a messenger RNA of Linum trigynum, 810 nucleotides long. Lineage: Eukaryota; Viridiplantae; Streptophyta; Magnoliopsida; Malpighiales; Linaceae. The record is from the annotation of a GenBank genome assembly.